Messenger RNA from Syngnathus acus (greater pipefish), 1558 nucleotides. Its product is annotated as transmembrane protein 125. The transcript is spliced from 3 exons. Bases 637 to 1335 code for a protein of 232 amino acids. The record is from RefSeq and is a predicted model, not a curated record. NCBI's taxonomy places the organism in Eukaryota, Metazoa, Chordata, Actinopteri, Syngnathiformes, Syngnathidae.
UGCAUGCGUGUGUGCGCCCACGGCCGGCUGCAGCUGCCGCCGCCGCCGCUGUCACUUGCCAACCGCAGAUACACCUGGAUGCAAUCGGCGGGCGGACAGAAAGGAAAGGACGCUGCCAUCACGCACGGGAGAAUGACACGCAUCAGCUGAGCGCACAUGCCUAUCACAUAGACAGAUGGAGCCAACCCUGACCCCUCGCCUCGCCUUGCCUUGCCUCGCCUCGCCUCGCCUGCAGAGAUGCCAAGCGAAUCAAUGACUGACUAAAGGUGAUGUGGCCCUCCAUUUGCAAAUUGUAUUCAUGCAAGCACCAAGGUGAACGAGGAUCCGGCCUUUCUUCCGGCUCGGGACCUGAACGGACUGGAAAAGUGCCGCCGCGGGCAAAACAAUAAUACGCAGCCAAGUGCUUUUAGACAUACACAGCAUUGCCUCUUAUUCCCAUGGCAAAGCCUCUCAAGAGAGCCGGGGGGCCUCGAGGUUAACAUUCCCCCGGCUCAAACCCCUGGACUUGCCUUUCCUAACUGCGCCAGCUGUCAGCGAAGGUGACACGGCUUGAAAGGAUUCUGAAGUGGAUUCUUUAUCCUCUGCGGUGGUGGCGGCGGCGGCGGCCAUAUUCAUCAGGCUGGGCGUGGCAGCAAGAUGCCUGAACUGGACCAUAUGCCCCCCCUGAGCAGACCGCGGGGCCCCGAAAUGGGCCUCCACGGUCCCGCCGACCCAAUUCAAAUUCAGCACGGCAUCCUGGAGGAACAAGUGGAGCUGUGGUGGUUCCGAGAACCCGGCAAGUCUCUGCUGUGCUAUUCCAUCGCCGUCUUUCUCAUCGUGGGCUGCGGACUGGGAGGCGUGGGCCUCCUCUCCACCACCACCAGCGUGUCCAGCGAAUGGCGGCUGGGCGCCGGCACGGCCCUUUGCCUGCUCGCCUUGGGGGUUUUGCUCAAACAACUGCUCAGCUCGGCCGUGCAGGACAUGAAUUGCAUUCGCAGCCGACGGCAGAUCGACAUGCUGAAAAGCGGAGGAUUGUCGGAUUUCCUGGUGGUUUUGAUCGCUGGGAUGUCCCUGCUCAUUUGUGGAGGGGUUCUACUGCAUCUGGCCCUAGCGAACCACAUGCCUAAACCCGGACAAGCGCUCAACGAUAUGUACAUAUCUGGCGUGGUGUUGCUGACUGGAGGAGGGGCCGCCGUUGUGGGCGUUGGAAUUUACUCUCUGGCCGUCUUCCUGCUUGAGAGAACGCGACACGGACGAAGGGUUGUCGACACCGUUUUCAACAUCUUCACCAUCUCCGGACAUAUGGACCACCGGGCUCGCGGAGAAACUACCUCCAGUCUGGCUAAUCUCAUAUGAAAUUAAAGAGCGCAGCAAUGACAAAACAGACUGAAAAGGUAAACUAUUAACAAACUGCGUCGUCUCCCGUUGUAGUUUGGGUACAUAUGUAUAACAAGUACAGAGCCGUGCAAUGUGCCUCGAAAAGAUCAAAUCAGCGCAUUGGGCUCAGCUUCCAAUGUUCAUUGUGAGAAACAAUGUGAUCGCUCAACAGUACAAGGCAAAAUGGCAGGCCGUGAGAUGG